GAGGACAGCCGAAAUGCAGUACCAAGACAGGCUACAAUGCGGAAUUUCUUACAACCGUUGUACCGCUGAAGUAAUGCAGUAUGAUGCGAGAUGAAGUAACCUGGCGUUGGCGGAUCUCAGUAUAGUUCGCUUUGUGUGUAUGUGAAGAAGACAUGGAUCUCACCAAGGAUGUCAGUUAGAUGAUCCUUCUGGAGCAAGAGCAUAAAGACUAAAAACAGACCCAGGCUGGCAGGGCAGAGGGAACAGAGAGAUGUUGUAACCCAACGCGGGGGAAGAUGCCAUCCCCACGCGCAAUGGCGAUGACCGGGGGAGCCCUGUUAAUAGCCAUCGGUCUGUCACUCUUUUUGACCAUGCACGCGCCCCUGCAACUAGUCGGCUUCCUUUUGGGUGUUUUCGGCAUCAUCAUCCUCGUGUACGCCUUCUGCCAAGCCAUGAAGUCUGAUCAUGUAGCUGUCCCGGGACACUUCUUGCUCCAUCCUCGCACAGGGACGCGCUACAGUCCCCAUCAAGCCAUGGCCAUUCAAAGGAGGCUCGAUAGGAUCCGGCGAGCGGCCGAGGAGGAGGAACACCAGGUCCAGCCCGUCAGCACCCCCCCGGCCCUGCUUCAGCACCUUAGUCAGCUGAGCCUUCCACGGACCCCCCCGCCCUGGGAGAUGGAGCCGCCCCCGUCCUACGAGACGGUCAUGAAGGGCAGCCAGAGUCCCGUCGUCCAGAACUCGUGACCGCGCCGGUGCUGAC
Molecule: messenger RNA, 738 nt
Organism: Sardina pilchardus (European sardine)
Lineage: Eukaryota; Metazoa; Chordata; Actinopteri; Clupeiformes; Clupeidae
Exons: 3
Coding region: 276-722 (148 amino acids)
Source: RefSeq, a predicted model, not a curated record